UACCAACUAUACAAACGCGCAUAGUAGCGCGUGACACUUGCACAAGCAACUAAAGCCCUUGAAGCCUUAAUGGGUUUUCGAUCGAUCGCGGGUGCAGCGACCCUCCCUCUCUCUUCGACAAAACAGACUAAACUGUAUAUGUAUAAAUAUACACGACUUUGAACCACUUUACAAAGAUGAUAAUUGAUAAGGAUGCUCGCUGACUGAACCCUUUAAGACGCUUCCCCUUCUUCCUUAUCAUCUUCCUCUCCUCUUCUCUAUUAUAAUCUAUUUUCUUACUGACCCACCUUCUGUUCGAAUUGUGGUUGUUGGAAUUUCAUUUCUUUUUUUUGAUUUCCUCAUUAAUUUUUGUUGGUUUUUCCCCUUUUGUGGAUUUAAUUUUGGGUUUUGUUUCUACGGUUCUAAAAGCCUGAAGCUUGUGAUUGGACCUUGUGCUUGGCUAUCCUGAAGAUCCAAGCAUUUUCCAGUUCGGAAUUGAUUUUCUGAUGGAUGCAGAUUCAGAAAGAACUUCACAAGAUGUGCCUCUCUUUACUGCUCAUGGCCAUGCAGAUGGUUUAGUGGUUGACCAUUCUGUCUACCCAGCAGCAUGUGUGCUGUGCAGAAGAACUUUUGCACCUGAUAAUGAUGAUCUUGAAACUAUAAAUAUAUGUGGGGACUGUAAAUUUUUGCUUCUCGAAGAUCCUGGGGACACCACACUUGAUUCUCUUCAGAGAAGGCCACGCAGAGGAAGAAGAACUAGGUACAGCAGCUCUGAAUCAAUUGAAAAUCUUUUUUCACAACAGUUAUCACAUAUAAUCAAUCAGGCCAGGCAAAACCAGUCCAUUGUAUCUGGUCAUGAUAAUCCAUCUGUAGAUGGAGAUACUUCUGUUAGACUAUUGCAGCACACAAGCUCCCAUACAACACCAACUGGUUCUAGAAGAUGGCGGCGGGUUCUCUCGGACACUGAAAGUGAGGGUUUUGAUAAUUUGGAUUCGCUUUAUGGUGAGAGUGAAACAACUCCCAGUGUCAGUUGGUCAAGGGUUUAUCAUGGUGAGAGUGAUGCCAUUUCUUUUAGUGCAUAUGGAGGGGACUCUGAUGUAGAUGCUGAUGGACAUAGUUAUGUGGAUACUGAGAUGUUUAUUCGACCAGAUGAGGGAAGCAAUGUUGACAGUGAUACUGACAUUGAUCCAAUGCAUGCUGGUCUCAACCAAUGGAACUCAGAUGAAGAAGAAGAAGAAGAAGAAGAAGAAGAAGAAGAAGAUGGUGAGUGGGAAGAAAUUGAAUCUGUGGUAGCAGGACCAAGGCUUCAAAAUUAUCUAAUUUCAAGUCCCAAUGAAGGUAAUGGCUCCAGUAAUUGGCGUCAAUGGUCAUACUCUCCUGAAUAUCGGGGCCUGAUUCCCCAGAGAAUCAGGCAAGAUAGACAAGCAUAUAACAGGGACAUCUUUGCUAACUUAGAAGAAUCAGAAUUACCACAAUAUGUAGGAAAUUCUGGGGAUUAUCUUGAUGCAAGAGGCUUUGAAGAAUUUCUUGAACAUCUUGCAGAGACUGACAGCUCAAGAAGAGGAGCACCACCUGCAGCUAUGUCCUUUGUGAAUAGCCUGCCCCUCGUAAUCAUUAAUGAGGAACAUGUGAAGCAUGAUGGUUUAGCUUGUGCAAUUUGCAAGGAUGUUUUAUCCAUUUGCACUGAAGUUAACCAGCUUCCUUGCCUUCAUCUAUAUCACCCUGCUUGUAUUUUGCCAUGGCUGAGUGCCCGAAAUUCAUGCCCUCUGUGUAGGUUUGAGCUGCCAACUGAUGACAAAGAAUAUGAGGAGGGUAAGCGAAACAAUAGUGAUAGAAUGGAGAUUCGUGAAAUUCGGCAGGAGGAUGCAACUGAGGACAGUUCCGCUGAUGUCUCAGAUGGUGAAUUUGACCAAGGUGGAAUGGAGCAAAGGGAGCUUCUAGACAUGGACCCUCCUGUCAGCCGCUCUGGAAGAGAAGGCAGUGGAAGGAGGUGGUUUUUUCUUGCUGCUGCUCCAAUUGUCAGUCUUGUGGGUAUUGUCCUUGUAUUGUGGCUAGGAAAUUCUCGAGGAAGAGUGCCAACUCAUCAUUGCAACUUCCCUGAGGGAGGGCUUCAUCACGUUCCUGGCUCUUCUUCACCCAACCAAAGGGGCAACAGAAGUCGGAGAUGGUGGUCUCUUUUCUAAGUGAUUCCAUGCUUGACAGAUGGGCCUAACCCAGAAUGUUCAUGCAUGCUUAUUGGCAAUUGGAUAUGCGCGCAAACAAUUAUAGUGAUUUUCUGAUUUUGUUAGAAAUUCUAAUGCUUGGUCUGGUGUUACAAUCACGGCACCAUUAAUAACUAAGUUGGGGAGUCACAUGGGUAAGGUUUCUGAAUGCACUGAUGGUCUGAGCCCUUGUGCUACUGUCCUUCCUAGGUCAAUGACUGGUAUUAACUACCAGUGCAGCUAGUGAGGGAGUUGUACCUACCUGGGUGGUUUCGUGGAAAUUGUUUUUUCCUCCUUUCUUGGCUGAAAAGGGAUUUGUUGAAAAUUUUUAAAUGGUCUGCCUAUCCUUUUAUCAAGUUUAGCUGCUGGUGUGUCUUUGUAUCAGUGAAGUGUCCGGUAGAGAUUGAGGUUAUUUGGAACUUGUAAAGAGUGUGCAUGACUAGGCAUUGCUAUUGUACAUGAUUAACUAGCAACGGCAAUGAAAGCUUUAUCGGAAGAUACGCAUCUGUUUCCCGUUUGUUGUC
Messenger RNA from Hevea brasiliensis (rubber tree), 2704 nucleotides. RefSeq lists its product as uncharacterized. The record is from RefSeq and is a predicted model, not a curated record. Gene Ontology annotation, biological process: protein ubiquitination. Bases 486 to 2162 code for a protein of 558 amino acids. Gene Ontology annotation, cellular component: cytoplasm. The transcript is spliced from 2 exons. Gene Ontology annotation, molecular function: ubiquitin protein ligase activity. Lineage: Eukaryota; Viridiplantae; Streptophyta; Magnoliopsida; Malpighiales; Euphorbiaceae.